This is a messenger RNA of Ciona intestinalis (vase tunicate), 1209 nucleotides long. The record is from RefSeq and is a predicted model, not a curated record. Lineage: Eukaryota; Metazoa; Chordata; Ascidiacea; Phlebobranchia; Cionidae.
GUUAACUGUUAUAGCUUUGAAACAAAAAGAUGUUAAAAUGUACACGGAGCAUAACAGCGAUUAUUCCACAAAUUAAUGCCUCGCGUCCAAGCACGAAGCACCUUGGGCAAUAAAGAGGGUACACGCUACAAGCCUUUUUCUCUCAUAUAAAAGUGACGCGGUAAAAGUAAACUCGGCAUUUUGGUUCAGUUUGUUGUGGUUUAGUGCUGCUUUCAAUCGACGUUAAGCAACGAAUCGGAAAUCCUUGUCACUUCUGAAAUUGCAUAAAUGAUUCAAGCAGUUUCUAAAAACACCGGAAGAAUUCUGCAAACCAUGGCAAGAGCCAGUUCCACAGUUGCACCUUUGCCAGAUCGAGUGUAUUUGUUCAAUUACUUUGAAAAACCGCCAAUAGAUGAUUCAUUGUUUAAAGACGUUUGGUGCAAAGGAGGUGACCAUGUUAAAAAAUCAGAUGAAUUCGUGUCCACACAUCUACAUAGUAAUAAGGAUCCUAAUGCAAAGUUCCCAUGGAUAAACUUUGCAAUCGCUCGUUCUCCCAAAGUAACAUUCUUAAAUCCUGACGAUUGGUGGAAAAAUUACAUGGUAGAAGUUCAACAACAUAAACUUGUUGCAUGCCCAGCUGGUUACAGAGAAAUCGGUAGUUACAAAGGAAAUGCAUUGGUGGCUGAUGAUAAAAUGCCGCCUUCUGAUUCCUCAAGGUUCUUUAUAACAGCAGUUAAAGUUGGUCAGGGAAUAAGCGAAGAUGAUUUGGAAUCAAACUGGAAGGAAUGGACAGGUGCUGACUUUUUGCAUGGGAAGAUUGAAACUUCAAACAUUGGUGACAGCCACUUUUAUAAGAGAUUCAUGAUGGCGCCCAAGUUCCAGUAUACAGUCCGCACAGAAGUUAACAAUAUGGAUGAUGCCACUGGUCAUGAGAUUGCCAAAGCAGCCAAUGAAAGAGCAGGAAAAGAGGGCGUGGAGACAAUCACAGGAUUUUGCAACGUUGAAAUCUCAGUGAAAAAAGCAUGAGUAAGACAUAAAGUCAGUUUCAAAAGCUUAAGUUGCACUCUUCUAUAUUCUAGAAAAAACCAUAUACUCUAACACUACCUAUAUUGACUAAUCGGUUUAAACAUUACAUAUCUACUAAUUGGUGUACAUGUAGCUGAAAUCGUAAAAUAGUGUGAAGUUUAAUUGCAUCUCGUUACUGCGAUAAUAUAGUACACUCACAAAAUA